Messenger RNA from Octodon degus (degu), 965 nucleotides. RefSeq names its product synaptosomal-associated protein 23. The transcript has a single exon. NCBI's taxonomy places the organism in Eukaryota, Metazoa, Chordata, Mammalia, Rodentia, Octodontidae. Gene Ontology annotation, biological process: exocytosis; synaptic vesicle fusion to presynaptic active zone membrane; synaptic vesicle priming. The coding region runs from base 83 to 718 and encodes 211 amino acids. Gene Ontology annotation, cellular component: synaptobrevin 2-SNAP-25-syntaxin-1a-complexin I complex; plasma membrane. The record is from RefSeq and is a predicted model, not a curated record. Gene Ontology annotation, molecular function: syntaxin-1 binding; SNAP receptor activity.
CUGCAGCGGCCGGACAGGAGUGGCCGGAACCUUUCGAAUAUCCACAUUGCCACUGCUGUGCCUGGUAGAAUUUUGAUUCAUCAUGGAUCACAUGUCACCUGAAGAUAUUCAGCUAAGGGCUAACCAGCUUACUGAUGAGUCUCUGGAAAGUACAAGGAAAAUGCUUGACUUAGCCGUGCAGUCUCAAGAUGCAGGAAUCCAGACCAUCACCAUGCUGGGUGAACAAGGGGAACAACUAAACCGCAUAGAAGAAGGCAUGGAUCAGAUAAAUAAAGAUAUGAGAGAGACAGAGAAGACUUUAACAGAACUCAACAAGUGCUGUGGCCUUUGUGUCUGUCCAUGUAACAGGACGAAGAACUUUGAGUCUAGCAAGGCCUAUAAGGCAACAUGGGGAGAAGGCGAGGACAACUCACCUAGCAAUGUGGUAUCCAAGCAACCGGCCAGAGUUACAAAUGGGCAGCCUCAGCAGCCAGCCACCGGAGCAGCCAGCGGCAAAUACAUUAAACGGAUAACUAACGAUGCCAGAGAAGAAGAGAUGGAGGAAAACCUGACUCAAGUGGGCAAUAUCCUGGGAAAUCUAAAGAACAUGGCGUUGGACAUGGGCAAUGAAAUUGAAGCUCAAAAUCGGCAAAUAGAAUCAAUCACAAAAAAGGUUGACACCAGCAAAGAUCGUAUUGAUGUUGCCAAUACCAAAGCAAAGAAACUUAUUGACAGCUAAAGCCACUGCUGUACUUCAUUACCAUUUAUUCACUUUUUUAGUUGCUCCUCCUAUGCCAGUGCCUUUUCAGAGUUGGAAAUUUUGAUCUAAUCUGAAGUUUUGUGCUGAUUGGGAGGUAAUGUAGAAAAACAGGCCAGUGGAGUAACAGCCUCCCUACUUUAUUUUCUGUUUCUCUUGAAGGUAGACUACUGCUCUGUCCUCACUGUUUUUCUAUUCAUAGUCGUAGAUUGGUUUUCAUACAUCACAU